GUUGGCGCAGUACGCCUGCGCAGUGGGCGCGAGACCCUAACCGGCAGGCAGGUUGCCGUUGGUGGCUCCGCCAUCAGGCUCGGCGGCAGUCGCUGAGAGGAAAGGCAAGGCGACGGAGGCUCGCUCGGCGCCCAAGCGUGGCCUGGCUGACUGACUGACUGAGGGGAAGCGGGCCAGUCUCCAUGGAGCUGCCGUUCCUGCCUCCGCCGCAGCCGCUGGCCUGGGGCUGAGGAGGCCGCGCUCGGUGGAGAAACAGAGAAACAAAGCCCCGGUGCUGCUUGGUGGCCGCCGCCCGCUGCCUGCCUCCUUGGCUGAAAUUCAGGCGCCGCCGGAGCAGGGCCCUUCCUUCCUUCCUUCCUUCCGCCCUUCCUUGGGCAUUUGGAGCCCGAUUCGGCGCCAGUUGUCCCUCCCUUGGAAUCAGGAUCCGCAUCCUCGCCUGCCUUCCAGCUGCGCCCCUUGUCAUCGACGCUCUCGCUGGUUUUCCACCUUUGUUUUGAAGCGCUUCCCUCUCUCCUCUCCUCCAUCGCCACCAGCUCCUCCUUCCCAAGGGCCAAGAUGCCUUUUCUCUCUCCCCAUGUGGGGGCUGUCACUCGCCUUUGACGCUGGCCUGGAAGAAUAUGCGUUUCUGCCCCCCAUCAGCCUAGAUUCAGGAGAGCUCUAUUUUGGCGGUGGCGGCAAGAGCGGUUUUCCAGGCUGAAAAAUGAUCCUGAAGUGGGUUUUGCCUUACUGGACCUGUCUCUCCUCCGUGCCCAUUUUGGUCGUCUUGAACUGUUACGCUCUGCUUGCCAGCGCAGAUAAUACCAACCAGGCGUAUUACACCGCUUUCCUCAAUGUGACUGUCUUGAAUCCAGAGCGUGCUGCUUUCCUCAUACGGGGUCGCUAUGGGCAGGAUUCGCCCAAAAGAGGGGUCACGGGCCUGCUGCUGGCUCCUUUGCCCAUCAAUGGAGUUGUAGAUCGUUUAGGCUGUGAUCAACGAACACGGUUUCAAGUUCCCCCAAACACCAAACAGUGGAUUGCUCUUCUGCAGCGAGGAAAUUGCACCUUUAAACAAAAAAUAAUGCGAGCAGCUUUACAGAAUGCUUCAGCUGUGGUAAUUUACAACAAUGUAUCAGGAGAGGAGCCUGUCACUAUGACUCAUCAAGGAACUGGUGACAUAGUCACUGUCAUGAUCACCGAGUUGAAGGUUAAAGAGAUCCUAAAUUACUUAGAAAAAAAUAUGUCUGUCCUAAUUGCAAUAGCAGUUGGAACCCGCUCUCAAAACAAAAACUUUAGUCGUAGCUCACUUGUCUUCGUAUCAAUAUCAUUUAUAGUUUUGAUGAUAAUUUCUUCAGCGUGGCUAAUCUUUUACUUCAUUCAGAAGAUAAGAUAUACAAGUGCCCGUGAUCGAAACCAGCGCCGUCUUGGAGAUGCUGCCAAGAAAGCUGUUGGUAAACUGACAACGAGGACUGUGAAGAAAGGUGAUAAGGAAACAGACCCAGACUUCGACCAUUGUGCUGUCUGUAUUGAAAGCUACAAGCAGAAUGACGUUGUCCGCAUCCUGCCAUGCAAACAUGUUUUCCACAAAACCUGCGUAGAUCCAUGGCUCAGUGAACACUGCACCUGUCCUAUGUGUAAACUGAACAUUUUGAAGGCCCUGGGAAUUGUGACAAAUGUGCCAUGUGCUGACAAUAUGGCCUUUGAUAUGGAAAGGCUUACCAGAGGUCAGCUAGGCAACAGAAGAUCAGUACUUGGUGACCUUAGCAGUGACACUUCACUCACUCUUGAGCCCUUGCGUACCUCUGGAAUAUCACAAUUUCCACAAGAUGGGGAGCUUACUCCAAGAACAGGAGAGAUAAAUAUAGCUGUGACUAGUGGCCAUUUUUUCCACCGCAAUUCUCUCUCUCCUCGGAGCCUGGUCUAUGAGAAUGACUUCUCUUCCAUUGAGCCCGUCUUGGACAUGUAUGAUGAGAACAAGACCUGAAGAGGAUCUGCAUCCUUCUUGCUUUGCUCUCUUUCCCGUUUUCCUUUUCCGUUUCUCAUUCCUAUUGUUGUGUACUCCUUCCAUGGGUGUCCUUUGUCUGAAGAAGAGCUGCCUUUUCCAGAACAUGUGCCUGGCUGCCAGGCUGCAAAGGUGAAGCUCAGCUGAGGCAAUAUCUGAGGAUGACAUCUGUGAACGGAUGAAGUGUGCACACACGUCGGCUGUGGGAGGUUGCCGAAUGGCAGAAUUGCCAUUAGCAGUGCCAGAAUGAUGGUGUCAGUAUGCUAGAGGUUUACCCUACUCGGUUUUAAUUUUGUACAACAAUCACCUCUCUUGAGUAGGCACAUGGUAUUUCUCUUUUUUAAUACACAAAUUGCAGUGUUUGCCAGCUUCAUUGCCUGACGGAGGAGGGGGCAAGCUGACUGCCCAAAGCGCUCCAGCUACUCUUUGUUCUGUCUUUGCUCUUACACUGAACAGUCCCCAUAUCAAAGGGAUCUCCAAGAAAUGUAUUAACAUCCCAGCUUUGCUGUUUUAACAGGCUGAUGGCAGAGCAAACCAACUUUACAGCCUGCGACAUCCAUACAAGAUUCUGGGGAUCUUUGUGUUUUGUUGCUGAGCCUAACUAUGGACAAAACCUGCUUAGAAAGAAUGCAAAAAACAAAACAAAACAAAAACACAGCCAUUUUUCCAGCCUUCUCCAGAAGGAAUCUCUAACUUUAAAAUAUGCUGCUGAAAUUUAUAUACCCAAUAUUUGACCUUUAGGUGAUUUCGGACAUCUUAAGAAGAAUCCAGGAAUCAAAAAAAAAACAAUAGGUUAUUGCUUGUUUUUAAAAGAUGUGUUGUUUUUUCACUCUGAUUUUUAAGAAGCCAGCUAUGUUGGUGUUAUAUGCUGAAGGAACUGGAAACCUUCCUUCCUACAUGUUUUUAUUGAGAUAACUCCACAUUAUAGAGCAACAAACAUUUUUUUUCCAAAGCUGCUCCUGUUCCAGGGGACAUGAAUAUUAUGAAUGCAGCAAGGAGGUAAAUCAGCAGCUGCUUUGACAUCCAAAUGAAUCCCUUUUUACUAUAAUGGGACAUGAGUAGCAGGACAUAAAUUUUCUGAUGCAAAAAUGGACAGCUAAAGAUGAAAGACUAAUGUUUUUUAAAAAAAACUGUCAACAGUGUUGCUUGAGCAAAAAAAAAGUAUGAUAAUAUUCAGAUUUGAUUUGAACUGUGGAAUUGUUUCUCUGGAGUAGGUUUUCCUGCUGAGGAUGCCACAUGAAACAUUAACAACUGACAAGUGUCAUUUUCCCCCACUGCAAAUCUGAGCUAUGUAGAGAUAGAAAUGGUACCCUUGUAGUGUGAACAUGAGCUUAAUUCUCUUGUCAAUCUUGAUUGCUGAAGAGCCUGGAAGCCAAAAGAAAAGGUAAGGAAUGCUGUGUGGGUACAUUUAGGCAACUUAAGCUGUAUGCAGCCAGAUGGAAAGCGUCUUGGUCUUUUUGCUACAGAGAGUAAAGAUUUACAGUAACUGGGAAAUUGUUUCUUACUAAAACAAGAACUCCCUUGUCCUGGAAUGUAGUGGAACUUUGAUGCAAAGACUUGAAGGUAGCUCUGUGAAGCUAUCUUUGGGGGGGGGGGAUAUUAGUAGGGAUGCUUGGUUUGCGUUGCUGUGAUGGCCAUAUUGUGUCCAAUCAUUCUUGACUGGAUGGUGCAGAGCUUAAGGGUUUAUCACUGGCAACCGUUUGUUUGUUAUUUGUGCCAGGUAAGUUUUAAUAUUCACCACUAACCAUGAGAAAUUCUAAACAAAAUAUUUUUAAAGCACAGUCUUGAAGUGUUGUGAAUUAAAUUUAGAGGUUUGGGAGAGAAAAUUAGUAAUAUGCUUAAAAAGAUUACAGUGAUAUUACUUGAAUGGACACAUACACAGACCCAGCAUUCAUUUUUCCUUGUACAAACUGCCAAUGUUGUAUACAUUCAACUGUUGAUUGGAAAGUGGUAUCACAUUAUGUAAAGUGCACUCAUGGAAAAAGAUAUUAGUGGAACUUUGAUAAGAAAAAACUAAAUCAAGUUCAGUACUCUUUGCUGUACCUUAAGUCAUAACAGCACACUUUUGGUAAAUCUGAAUUUUAGAAAAUUAACAAGCUAUAAUUUAAAACUCUGAAGUGCUGAUUGCACCAAGCUUUGCAAAUUCCAAUAGUAGUGCAAUAGUAACUUUGAGCACUGGGUGAGGGUGGGAUGAAAUGGGUAGUCCACGGGCUAAAAGAAUGUGAAUUGGAUAGAUCCUGAGAAAACAUUAAUUGGAAGCAAAAUACAUUCCCCCUGUUAAAAUGCAAAUAGAACCCAAUCCAGAGGAGGAAAGAGUAUUUCUUAAAUUCUGUUUCAAAUAUAUUGUUUCUAGAGCUUAAUUAUACCUGAUUUAUUUUACAUUUGAAUUCAACUCUAUAAAAUAUAGGAUGUAGAUAGGAUGUUUCAUGAGUGAAUUGUAUUAUAGACACGUUUCAACAGACAUCAACCCCAUUGUUCUUACAAAUCUGUACAAUUUUCAGCAAAAUGUCCUGCGUCCAGUGUCCACCUUUUAACUUUUCAAACUGGAAUCACUCUAUAGAGAUGAAUAGGGCAAUCACUAGUUUUUAAGUGGUUUAAGACUGGAUUAUUGUUUGCUAGGAAAAACAAACUAGUUUCCUCUCUAAAUCAGGCAGACCAUUACUUCUCCUACCACAGUGAUGACAAUUAUGAAGUCAUUCAGAUGUUGUUGGACUGCAAGUCCCAGCAGUCCCUAGGCAACUCAGUCAAUGGUGAAAAAUACUGCAGGUUGCAGUCUAAUAUCUGGGGAACUAAACAGUUACAGCCACUGCUGUACCUCUGCAUUGUCUUUCUUUACUUCAGAUGCAUGCAAAAGGUUCUUUCCCAGCCCUGGAAUCAGUGAUUCUUUUAACUAAAGCUUCUUGGGAUUGAACUUGGAAAUUUCUCCAUUCAAAGUUGUGCUAUCCUCUCAGGAUACUUCAAUUGCAUGGCUGUAGCCGGUCUCUCCAUCACUAAUAUUUUAAUUUGGUGGUAUAAGCAUUGGCAGUGGUGUCUGCAGUCAAUGAUAUAAAGGGAGCACUUAGAAUAAGACAUAAAACAUUUAAUGACUGCAGUUAAUUACUAACUUAUCUUAGUCUUAAGAAUUUGGUUUUUGUUUUGUUUUGUUUGCAAUGCUGGGUACAUUGACUCAUGAGGAUAUAAUUAUAUGAACCUAGACCAAGCUGGUGCCCUCCGAACAUUCUAGAUUAUAUCUCUCAUUACUUCUCAUCAUCGGUAAUGUUUCUGGGGCUGAUGGGAAAUUUAGUCCAAAAUUUCUGGAUCGCCUUAGCUGGAGAAAAGCUUACCUUAUGUUUUAAUAAUGAAAGCAUUCAAAUAUCUCUCUGAUUCAUUUCUGUAUAGCUUUUCAAAUUUUGCUAAGCUAUACAUUCUAGUGUGACUCUAACAUUUAAAAAGGGGGGGGGAAUCCUCAUCCUAUUCUGAGGAUAGUGUCCAGCACCAUGGACACCUGCUUUAAAUACACACAAAACCCAGAGUGGAUUCACCACUAGGCACCGUUGGUAUUUUAAAAACAAUAUCCUUAAGGAGAAGUGUUAUAAUUCUUCUGCCUCAAUUAUGCCUAUCUCAGUGUUUUUAAGACUGUUUUUUCCCCUCUAUAUCUUGUCCAUCUUCCAUUAUUUUACAUUUUGUUAUAAGUAUUCCAGGGAGAAUAUAAUUCAGUAAAUAGCAAUUGAUAUGUAGUCACCCUGUGAAGAAAAAUGGCUUAUAUUUAGAGGCAAAUGCUCAUUUAUGCCACGAGGAUAUAAUUCCCUCAUUUCUUCUAUGGUAGCUUUUUCAUUGUCACAAUUUCUGAAAAUAAGUUGGCUUAGGAUGAGAGCACACGCAAAUUGAUUCUCAAAAUUGAAGUGGAUGGACAUAUCUGUUCAUAGAUGAAAAGGAAUGGUCACAGGUUUUGUCUAAAUAUCUAAGUAUGUGUAAUAGUAUUUUAAAACAGAGAAAUAGAAAGCAAUCUAUAGAAAGCAAACCACAGAAAAUUAAACAAUUUAUAAACUUGCUCAUUCUUUUCUGCCUUUCAAGCAGAAACAUUGCUUAAUUUAAAAAAAAAGACUUAAAAAAGAAGUUAGUGAUUAGUUUGCAUGCUAAAAAACGUUCAACAAAAAUUUAUAGCAAAAGCAUAGCCAUAACAUUUUUUUUCUAUACAGAGAUUGUCUAAUGGAGGGUGGGGAGAUAUAAGACAGAUAAUGGUGCUUUUUUCCCCCAGAUGGAAAUUAGUUUCAUAACUAUGGCCUGAGAAAUAUCCUUGUCCAUGUACCCUGUCUUACAGGAAGUAUUGCUUGGACUGGGAUUUGAUAUUUUUGCCAAGUUAUCUUUGCCCAAUUACCAAUACUUCUUCCCAGUUCACAGCUUCAGGGGCAGCAAUCAUUUUAUAAAUACCUGGAUGUGUUCACUUUUUUGUAGGCAGUAAAUGCCAUGAUGGUAAAUGCCAUAAUCCUAAUAAUAUUCUGUCCAAAAAUGACUAGAAGGUCUAUUUGAAAUGCCAAAGUUUUCCCAGCUAAUGUAUAUAAUAAUUAAUUGAACUCUUUCAAGUAAUAUCAUUGCAGAAACAGUGCCUAAGAACAAUGAUGCUUUUUAAAAUAAAAUUCCCCAGAUUUUACUGUUUUCAAAUAUAGAGAACAGGGUUGGGCUUAACAUUAAUCAACACCUGCCAGCAUAGCCAAUAGUUAGAUAUACUAGGAGUUGCAAUCCCACUGUCUCAUGUGUCUCCAGUUCUCUUGCAGAUGAAAGCAACAGUGGCUUAGACCAUUGAGAUUGUACCCUUUCCUUUUCUCAUUAUUAUUCCAGAGCCUAGCAUUGUAGUUGUAGGCAGCUCUGGAAGAAAAUAGACUUUAUGAGGACUUUAUGGCAAGACACAUGUGUUCACACACUUAAUGUGCAACAGAGUCUGUGUUGAAGGAGGAUGUAACUAUUUCUUAUCUCAUGUACUGCAUGCACUGCAUAGGGGUCCAAGUCCACAACCUGUUCCUAAUAAUUUCCCACAACCUCUCCAUGAAUCAUCCUUUUCAUAGUAUGUAUCAUGGCGAAGGAAGUGAUAUAACUUGUACCAGAAGUUUUUGUUUUUUCCAUGUCAAGAGUUACUUGAGAAACUGCAAGUCGCUUCUGGUAUGAAGGAAUUGGAAUCCUUCAUAUUCCAAUUCCUUGCCCAGGGGACACCAGGGGACACCUGGAUGUUUUGAUGUUUUAUCAUUCUUGAGGGAUGCUUCUCUCAUGUCCCACCGGAGGCUCUGCCACAAGUUAAUUAAGAGUACUAAUGGCCUGCUAGGUGUGUGAAUAAGAUUUAGGUUUCUGCCUGCUUCUGCCUGCCUGCUUCUAAAGUGUCAAAGGUGGACUUAUAGGAAGAGGAUCUGUUUUAUGUCUGAUCUUCUAGGAGGGGCCCUAAGAAAGCGCAAUAAAUAUAUAACCAUGCAGAAAAUGUGAGUACUGUGAAAAAAAAAUAGAAACUGUACAUAGAAAAUACAACAUGGAAUGAUGGUUUACUUUCUGCUUUGAUGCAGUCAUCUUUGUGACCUUCCUAAGUACAUGCAAAAUUGCAGAGGAAUCAUUCAGUUCAGUCCAUUAAGUGCUAUUCUUUAUUCAUAUUGUAAUAAUUUAUUUGUAUGAGACCCUCCUCAAAGAACUCCUCAUAGUAAUUAAUCCAUAAGUUGAAAGCAUCCAUCUUGUUGUGUGCAGAAGUAUCCAAUUGUCCCAAAGGAAUGGGGAAAGAACUGAAUGAGGCCAGUCAGUAACUUAGGACAAGCAUUUUGUUUAUGACUGUUGGAGUCUUGAGUUUUUGAGUCUUAAGCACCAAGGAGUUGCAAACAUGGGCAUAUCUACACAAAUGCAUAUUUUUGCCAUUUCUGCCACCAGUUUUCCCCCCAAAGAAUGCUGGUGAUUCUGUUACCUCACAAAGUUGAUGGCACUAACAUUUAAUAUCUCACAUGCCUCCCCCCAAACAGUUUCCUUCUUUGCACAAAAAGAGGAACAUUGUUAGGCCUCUCUCUCCUGAACUAAAUCAUUGACCUGGCUUGGUGGAAGGUUUAUUUAUUUAUUUAUUUAACGUGUCAGGAGUGAACCAAACAGUAGCAUUGCAUUUUAUUUUUAAAAAAAUACAAAGUUUGCAAACUUGGCAUUCUAUUAAAUAUCCUUUGACCAGUAGCUGGCCACUUGGAGUGCCUCUGGUUUUUCUAUAAGAAGGUCCUCAAUUGUGCAUGUGGCAGGGCUCAGGUUGCAUUGUAAUAGAUGGUCUGUGAUUUGCUCUUCUCCACACUCACAUGUCGUGGACUCCACUUUGUGUCCCCAUUUCUUAAGGUUGGCUCUGCAUCUCGUGGUGCCAGAACGCAGUCUGUUCAGCACCUUCCAAGUUGCCCAGUUUUCUGUGUGCCCAGGAGGGAGUCUCUCAUUUGGUAUGAGCCAUUGAUUGAGGUUCUGGGUUUUAGCCUGCCACUUUUGGACUCUUGCCUGUUGAGGUGUUUCAGCGGUUGUCUCUGUAGAUCUUAGAAAACUAUUUUUUUAUUUAAGUUGUUGGCGUGCUGGCUGCUAUCCAAAUGGGAUGGGCCGGAGAUGUCACUGCCUGGAAGAGAGGAUUUAGUAUUUGAGGAGAAGACAAAAAAAUCAAAGCGAAGUCUUAAAGUAGCUUUCAUCCCAUUUUGAAUGAUGCAGUAUUUUUCCAGUCCAUGGACCUUGCUCAAGUGUUACUCAUUUUUCCACCCACAGAGACAUCCCAUCUGCGUGAAGCAAUUAAGAUUGUGUCAGCUGGUAAUGCCUUUUUAAAGCUGGGUGAUCUUAAAGCAUCUAGGCCAUCUAUUUAUCCCUGAGUGUUCAUGUUUAAUUUUUAUGCUCCACAAAAAAUGUGAAUCCCCCCCCCCCUUUUAAAAAUACUCAGAUAAGAGGAUCUCUUUUAAUAAAUUGCUCAACUGAUGGUUGCUGCUAAAUAUUCCCAUUACCUUCAUUUUUUUCUGUGUUCACUUCCCGAAACUGUCCUUGUACUCCCCUGCCUGGUACAUACUCCCCGCCAAGACACACACAGCAUUGUAUGCCUUAUAACAGCUACUUAUGGCUGAAUCUCUUAUCAAAAGCUAUAAAAGGAGAUCAAAGAAAUAAUCUGCCUCUUUAAAACUUGCAUGAACACAGAAAAACUGUAGGAGUGCAGCAAGCCUAUAUUUCUGUAGCUCUGUUUGGCUUUAGAAUAAAGACAGGAAUGAUGACAUCAUGGGUUCCCAUAACUUUCUGUUGUUUAUGGUGACAUCUAGUGGAGACAAACAGGACAGAUCUAUUCCCCCAAUUCAUUUGAUGUUUUAACCCCUGCUUAGAAAAUAAAAUCUUAGAAAAUGAUAUCAUAUUUGUAACAGGAGUUAUAACAAAUCUCUGUGCUGUAAACAAAUAAUACUUUUCUCAGUCCAUAAACAUAUCUCUGUUUUGGCCUGUUCUACAUUAAGCUUUGCCUCAAUUUACCAAUUAUUUUACUUAAUCAAUCUUUUUCAUUCUGAGGUACCCCUAUACUAAAUACUGAUACAUGGUCCUUUUCAUCUAGAGCUUCGCCAUUAAUAAAAGAACAUUUUGGUUUUAUUGUUAAGAGCCUAAGAAGCUGCCUUAUACUAAGUCUGGUCAUUGUCCCAUGUUGAAACCAAUUAGCAUCCAUUUUCCAAGGUUUCAAUCAGAAUCCUUUUUUAAACUUACCUAGAGGUAGCAGAAAUUGAAAAUGGAGCUUUCUCCAAUGAGUGUUGAUUUGUACCUAGUUAAUAUCAAUGGUACUUUAAAUAUUCCCAAGGUUUAGCGGGAAAGUGUUUAAUCCUUUUUAGUUGUUCUUUAUUUCAGUGAGAAACACAAUCAGAAGUGUAUGUUCUAGUCACAGUGAAGCAAACAACUGCACAAAUUGUAACUGCAAACUUGAACACUUGCAGAUGGAAUGACAAUGGUCAAAAAGUUAUGAUGAUAGAAAGAUCACCUGGGUGGACUUUGUGGGAAGGACACAAGAGUACUGUGGGAAGGACACAAGAGUACUGUGGAAAGUACACAAGAGUACUGUGUCUCGCCUAGAUAGGACCACACAUUAACACCUAUUUAAAAGAGGAUCAGCACCGUUCAGAAGGUUACAUGUUUUUUAAUAAUCAGUUUUAGCAAAAAUACUCGCCCUGCUUUUUAAAACAGUAAACAUGAAUUCCAUGUUGGAUGCUGAUCAAUAUGUCAAACUCAUUCUGAAAUGCAGUGAUGGGACAGUACUGCAUUUCUCGAAGUCAUUUAUGUAAUGCAACAUUUAACAGUCUAUAUUUCCUGAUAAUCUUAGUUUAGAGUGCAAAGAGAACUUCAGUAGUAAUUAAAAACUAAUCUGCAGAAAACUAGCAGUGUGCACACCCAAACAUUACUGUGUUCUGAAGGGCAAACAUAGAAUGUAUUCAAAUGUAUUUCUAUAACUAUACUAAUGCAUUUGCCAUAGGAAGAGACUUUGGUUCACUUUCCUAUCAGUUCAGCAAAACAAAUGAAAAUAAUCUGGUGUGUUACAUACCAGACUGGAAACUGUAAGUUUUGAACAGAAAAUACUCAAAUACACCAGAUGGUCCAGAACACCUAAUUGUUCAUUGCUACCGUUUCCUAGCUCACAGGAAUUGUGUGAGACUUUGUUGAUAAUUAUGAAUAGCAAGCUUCUUGCAUGGAUGGUACUAUAUAAAUGCUUACACGUUUGUCCACUUGUGCAAAGAACCACAGCUUGUUUGCUUAUGUCUCCAUUUGCCCAAAAUUUCCCUUAUAGGUGUCAGGCAUUCUGCAGUGCUGGACCAUGUUGGAUGAUACUUUGUGAUCAGUUUUUGUGGAGUGACCCUGGUUACUGUCUCCCAUUCCUUUUAUUCUUUCAGUGUUUGCUCAAUUACAUUUGGUCAGCUCUCCUUGUCGCUUAUUUAUCUCUCUUUCUUUUUGGUGCAUUCAGACAACAGAGUACAGUGGAUUAUCAUUUUAAGGAGAUGAUUUGCUAACUUACUAAAUUGGUGUAGUGCCAGUGAUUCCAAGAUAUCUACACAGUUGUAAGGAUCAAUGCCUUAUCUCCUUAAAAUUGCCAGCUUUGUAAAUAACUUAGCAAUGACUAACUACUUGCUAAAAUCACAAAUUCUUAUUGACUUGGAGAACAGUGCUCAAAUUAUGGCGGGUAGGAUAAUGAAAUUCAAAGUCCCAAACUCUGUCUCAACCCAAUUUUAAAUCAAACCAUGAGAUCACCUUCAGCCUUCCAGAAAUAGCAGUCGGGUGGGGAAGGGCACAGGAGACGGGACAGGCCUUUCUUGCCUUCUUGUAAUUUUUGCACUGCUCACAAGGAUGUAAGAAAUUCAGAAAGACCCAGCUAUCACAUUUGUUAACAGGGGGUUGAAUUCCAGUAACAAAAAACGCAUGUAAAAUGGCUGUCACUUGCCCUGCUCCGUAGCUUGUUUAAAAAGACUUGCUAUUUUUCCCAGCACAGAAGCAAAUCACAUUUGCAAUGGCUUUGACUAACUUACGUCCAAGGUCAAAUGAAAUGUCUUCAGUUAUGGGCACUGAAGAGGAAAUAAUCUUGCUCUAUCAUUAUUUAGGCUGCACAGGUUCAGAUGUGGUGGUUGGCAAAAAGCUCACAAUUGUUGUUGCAGGAUGAAAAACCCUUACACCUGGACCUAUCCAAAGAGCGUAUAUGAAGGUUUGCCACCUUUCCUUUUUCUGACAGUGGCACCCUAGACCAAAUUGAAUUUGUACAGCUCCUCUUGGCAUAAAACUUCAGUAAGAGGAGAAAGCUAUACUUGUCAGGUUCCUUCCUGUCAUGCAGCAACCUCACGAGCCUUGCCAGGAAAAGAGUGGGGAUGGGGGGAAAGCAGCAAUCUCUGGAUAUUCGUGGAAAUGAACAUUGUUAGAUCUGAGGGGAAAUGCCACCGCCAGAAUUAAACAUUAGUCAUCCUUUCCUAUCUCUUCUGCAUCUGUACAUUGCUCACUGUGGUGAUAAAAUCUCCACACUAAGCCUUAUUUGUCAGGAAAUUUAAAAAAAAAACUUCUCAGAAGUGCACAAAGCUAGUGGUAUCUCAGUUAUUCGGUCAACUUCAUAUUGAAAGAAAUGGAUAUCAGAUAGAUGCCCUUUUUGUGCCAUUUAAGGGCUAUGCGUGCAAUCCUUUGGUUUGUAGCUAUCGGUAGAACAUAUUUGUAUGGGCAUUUUGUUACAAUCACAAAGUGCUGAUGGAAGCACCAUUUCAGGGGUGUGCUGAGCCAGGAUUUCAGCACAUAGAACCACAGUCUUGAGUUCAGACUGUUAGCCCAGAUAAAAGAUUAAGUAGAUAGCUGUGUCCUUAAAGGUUAUAUGUCUGCUCAGGAUCCCCAAGUACAGACCAAGUCUAACUAUGCACAAAAUGCAGUGAGAACAAUUUUUAACAGAAAGGGGUUUUUUAAAAGAAAAGAAAACUAUAUUGGCAAGAGUGAUUAAAAAUGUCAAGGGUUGUGUAUGUAGAAUACAGUGGCGGGGCCUAUGUAUCUGAAUUCUUCAUUGCCAUAUUGUGAAUUAUACCAAUGUGAACAACCAAGAGCUGAAAAAUGCAAACAAGCUACCAGAGGCCUGGCAAAGUGAAAAGGACUAUUUGCCUUGUUUCUAAUCCAGGCAUGUGCAAGCGAGAUGCCACCCUCUUGACAAUCGAAAUUUUCAAACGUGUGUGAUAAGCUGUAGCUUGGCAGCCACAAAAACAAAUUCUCAGUCUACUUAUUUUGAUGUAAGUAUACUACUGUAUUGUAGCUGUGUGGUAUAUACUGAUACGUUAGUAGUGUAUACCUCUAAGUUAGGGUUUGCUAAUGUAAUACAUUUCAAUAAAAAGCUAUUUAAAAAUUCAA
Molecule: messenger RNA, 12811 nt
Organism: Anolis sagrei ordinatus
Lineage: Eukaryota; Metazoa; Chordata; Lepidosauria; Squamata; Anolidae
Gene: RNF130
Product: ring finger protein 130
Source: RefSeq, a predicted model, not a curated record